AUGCCCUCCCUCCAGCAGAGCAGACUCGCCUUCAUCGGCGGAGGUAACAUGGCCUCCGCCAUCAUCGGCGGCCUCGUGAGCCAGGACAUUAACCCCGCCAACAUCAUCGUCUCCGAGCCUUGGGCCCCCAACCGGGAGAAGGUCGCCGCCCUGGGCGUGCAGACGACGACCGACAACGGCGAGGCCGCCGCCGCCGCCGACGUGGUCGUCAUCGCCGUUAAGCCGCAGGUCACCAAGGCGGUCUGCCAAGACCUCGCGGCCGCCUGGUCGCAGCGCACGACCCUGCCCGUAGUGGUCAGCAUCGCGGCCGGCAUCACCCUGGGCAGCCUGAAGGAGUGGCUGCAGACGGGCGACGGACGCCCGGCGCAUGUGGUGCGCGUUAUGCCCAACACGCCGGCGCUCGUGAAGGAGGGCGCGUCGGGUGCGCUUGCCAGCGCGGAUGUCACGGCCGAGGAGAAGGAGCUGAUCAAUGCGCUGCUUGCGACGGUUAGCAAGGCGACCGAGUGGGUGGAUCGGGAGGAGCUGCUGGAUGUUGUGACGGGUUUGUCGGGAUCCGGCCCCGCGUACUUCUUCGCCAUGGUCGAGCACUUGGUCGCGUCGGCAAUGGGCCUGGGGCUCUCCCAGGAGCAGGCUACGAGACUGGCGGCGCAGACUUGUCUUGGAGCCGGGAAGAUGCUGGUCGAGUCGGAGGAUAGCCCUUCCCAGCUGCGCAAGAAUGUUACCAGCCCGAAUGGCACCACCCAUGCGGCGCUGCAGACGUUCGAGGGGCUUAAGUUCGACGAGAUCGUGGACAAGGCCGUCAAGGCGGCCACGUCUCGCGCGGCAGAGCUGGGAAACACUCUUGGGAAGCUGUAA
Messenger RNA from Aspergillus terreus NIH2624, 855 nucleotides. Its product is annotated as pyrroline-5-carboxylate reductase family protein. Gene Ontology annotation, biological process: L-proline biosynthetic process. Bases 1 to 855 code for a protein of 284 amino acids. Gene Ontology annotation, molecular function: pyrroline-5-carboxylate reductase activity. The transcript has 2 exons. Lineage: Eukaryota; Fungi; Ascomycota; Eurotiomycetes; Eurotiales; Aspergillaceae. The record is from RefSeq and is a predicted model, not a curated record.